AUGACAGACAUAACGUCAGACUUCAGCAUAUGUCUGAAGGAGAAGGGCGCUCAGCCUAUCCUCAAGAAGGCAUACGAUUUGAACGCCAUCAACACUUUCCUUCAAGAAGCCUACAGCAUAAAUGCCCGCAUCACCGAACUCACUCGCGAACUCCGCUCCAUACGCCCCUCAUACCUCUCCACCACUCAACCCUCCCGCCGCCGCCAACUCGACUCCUCCACUCAUGACCGAGCACGACCUCUAACCGACAACGAACGAGACGCCAUAGACGCCCACUCUAAAACCCUACUCCGCCAACUCAACCACGCCAUCACCGGCCUCAAACAAGCCGAAGAUGUUCGGAACCAGACUGCCGAUUCAGUCGCUCUCUCGAAACGCGCCAAGGGAGGCCUAGGAGGCCUAUCAAGAUGGGCAGCCGGCGGUGCAAUAACAGCAAAGUCACCAGAGGAGGAGAUGGAAGAUGCUGCGAGGAAGACCGUGAGCGCUGUGAGGGAGAGCAUUAUCCUUUACCUGCAGCAGAAGUUAGAAGAGGCAGGAAGGGUGCAGAGCGAGAUGAUGGAUGUGAGGUUGAGGAGGGAGGUGGAGAAGUCGAAGAGUAUAUUGGCGAAGAGUGCGGCGAGCGGUACGAUUCCCUACGUAAAAGACGAGGGUACAGGGUCAGGCAGUGCAGGGAACCACAAUCGUCCGAACGGGUCGAAGGGAUCAUGGGAUGAAGCGCAAGAAGACGGAAUGCGGCAACAGCUUACGCAGGAGCAGCUCCAAGUCUUUGCUGAGGAAAACAAUGAGCUGUUGAAGCAUUACGAGGAUCAGCUGGACCAGGUCAGGACGGCGGAGAAGAGCAUUCUCGAAAUCAGCGAGCUGCAUAGUACGCUACAUGCGAACUUGCAGCAGCAGAGCGAGCAUAUCGAUCAACUGGUCCAGGAUUCAUACCUUACGACUGAGAAUGUGGGCCGAGGCAACAAGGAGCUCAAGAAAGCGAGUGAACGGCGAAGUACCGCACAGAUGCUAUUCUGGUCGACCGCUGGAUUUUGCACAUUUCUCGUGGCUUGGGACUUCUUUAUUUGA
Molecule: messenger RNA, 1065 nt
Organism: Fulvia fulva
Lineage: Eukaryota; Fungi; Ascomycota; Dothideomycetes; Mycosphaerellales; Mycosphaerellaceae
Exons: 2
Coding region: 1-1065 (354 amino acids)
Biological process (GO): retrograde vesicle-mediated transport, Golgi to endoplasmic reticulum
Cellular component (GO): endoplasmic reticulum; membrane; SNARE complex
Source: RefSeq, a predicted model, not a curated record